AUGAACUCCAUUCAAAAGCUGUUUUUCUUCAUAUUCCUUCUCGUUUGUGCGGUCUCGAGUCUCCCGUUGGUGCAAAGGAGUCAGCUAGAGGUCCCCGACGAAGCAAUUUUAUUCCCGACAAUGCUCGAAGAGAUCGAUUUCGACAAAAGAGAUCCCGAGAUGGCGGUUUGGAUUGAUGUACCCGAAAGCUUACGUUUCAACUCGGAACUCCCGCGUACGGACAGAAAAUGGCAUCUGGAUGAGGAAAUGAUUCUCUCAGCGCGGAGGCAUCCGACUCUCAAAACUGUG
Messenger RNA from Mesorhabditis belari, 288 nucleotides. The record is from the annotation of a GenBank genome assembly. Lineage: Eukaryota; Metazoa; Nematoda; Chromadorea; Rhabditida; Rhabditidae.